Messenger RNA from Phodopus roborovskii (desert hamster), 1499 nucleotides. It is a transcript of the gene Efcab3, whose product is annotated as EF-hand calcium binding domain 3. The record is from RefSeq and is a predicted model, not a curated record. Lineage: Eukaryota; Metazoa; Chordata; Mammalia; Rodentia; Cricetidae. The transcript is spliced from 9 exons. Gene Ontology annotation, molecular function: calcium ion binding. The coding region runs from base 13 to 1311 and encodes 432 amino acids.
GUCUCUGGUCCCAUGGCAGUAUCAGGAAUUAAAUCAACACUGAAGCUGAAACCCCUAAAAGCACCCAUCUUUCACAAGAGAGAUAAAGACUUCCGAGGAUCUCUUCCAGGCCAUUUACAACACAAAGAAGGGAAGCUAACCCCUUCACAACUGGAAGCCUUCCGGAAUGCUUACAACUUCUUCACCAAGGAUAAAACUGGCUGUAUUGAUUCACAUGGGUUGAUGGCCACCUUGGCUAAACUGGGGAUGAGUCUAAACACGUAUGACAUCUAUAAUGAAUUAAAAUGUGCUGAUCUUGACAGGGACGGUAAGAUCAACUUCUCUGACUUCAUAGAGGUUCUGACAGAUAAGAAACUCUUCCUCAAGGCUGUGGUUCCAGAAAGGAAACUGUGUUUGGAUUUAGCUAACAACCCAGGGAUCUUAUUAUUCGAAAUCCUAUCAAAACUUGUAGAGACUUCAGCCCUGCACAGAAAGGAUAUAAUAGAGCUGGUAAGCUAUUUCCGAAAAAAAUUCCAGGAGAGCUACUCAGAAACUCUGUACAGCCCGUAUGGGAAAAGGGGCUUUAAAGCAGACAUAUGCACUCCUCCGCGAUCAAGCACCGCCGCCUUUGCCAAUUCCGCCAGGAUCUCAAUAAUGAAAGAAAGGGAUUUAUAUAAAUUUCUCAAUGCACUCAAGCGGUGUGAUCUCCCUACAGGUAGCCCGUACUCAAAAAUACCUGUCUUUCCAUUGUUCCCUGAUGUGGACGGGGUGGUGAUGGGAAAACCAUUCAAAGACAUACAGAAGUUAGAGAUGCUAAGGAGAAAGGAGCCUCUGAGUUUCUUUGAGGACUAUUUUUUCCAUAAAAGAGAUUGGAAAGCACAGGCCGCAGCUGUAAAACCUAUCAAGUCUGCCUCAGGCUAUUCAGAUGACAUCUUAGCCAUUGAUCACCUAUUCAAGAAGAAGCAGCAUUGGACAGUAUCUGAUGCAGCGGCUAUCAAACAGCAUGUAAAGAGAGCCACAGAUACCUAUAAUUUAGGAAUUGCCCUUGAACACCGAAAAGAAAUGCUGAGUCUCUGGAAAAAGAUCCGAGGGGAUUUGAUUGGGAUCGAAACCAACAAUGAGUCCUUUUACAACACCUUCUCUACAUACACGUGGUCCUGGAAUGUCUGCCAAGAGCUGCUUUCCCCUAAGGACUUGCGGUUGCAUGAUGCCUACAUGAACAGAAAUUCCUCUGGCAAUUCUGGGUUUUCCUCCCCAUCAGAUUUCAGUGAGUGUGACCUGGACACAGGAAGAAAGAGGAGACGGAAAGGGUUCAGAGGGUUUCGGCAAUGAAAAGUCUACAUUUUCUAAACAACUCUUCCAGAACUGCUUUCCAUAGUUAUCAAAAUUAUGGCUUCUUGCUUUUAUCUACUACCUUCUUAGCAGGUGGAAAUUUUGACAUCUUUUGGACCCCAACCAGUAAAAACCUUUAAAUCAUAGGUUGAUUUCUCUUUCCCAAAUCUUUGCUAGUUAAAAGUGGU